AUGGCAAAUUACGACUACUUGUAUAAAUUGCUGUUAAUCGGAGACAGUGGGGUCGGCAAAACCUGCCUUAUCAUUCGCUUCGCAGAGGACAGCUUCAACUCCACUUUCAUAUCGACCAUCGGUAUUGACUUCAAGGUGAAGACAAUAGAAGUUGAAGGGAAGAAAGUCAAACUGCAAAUCUGGGACACCGCAGGCCAGGAGAGGUUCAAGACUAUCACUACUGCCUACUAUAGAGGGGCCAUGGGCAUAGUCUUGGUGUAUGACAUCACAGAUGUGAAAUCCUUUGAGAACAUUCAGAACUGGCUGAAGAGCAUCAAAGAGAAUGCAUCUGCAGGGGUCAGUCGGAUGUUGCUAGGUAAUAAGUGUGACAUCGAAGCCAAAAGGAAGGUAUCCAAGGAGAGAGGGGAGAAGCUGGCAAAGGAUCAUGGGAUUCGAUUCUUUGAGACAAGUGCAAAGUCUAGCAUCAAUGUGGAGGAGGCUUUUAUCUCUUUUGCUGGAGACAUACUGUUGAAAUCAAAUAAAAAAUCGAGUCCCACAGGUUGCGAGGUCAAGCUGACAACUGCCGGGCAGAAAUCAUCCAAGUGUCUCUUACUCUGA
Molecule: messenger RNA, 597 nt
Organism: Megalops cyprinoides (Indo-Pacific tarpon)
Lineage: Eukaryota; Metazoa; Chordata; Actinopteri; Elopiformes; Megalopidae
Product: ras-related protein Rab-13-like
Exons: 8
Coding region: 1-597 (198 amino acids)
Biological process (GO): protein localization to plasma membrane; regulation of exocytosis; protein secretion
Cellular component (GO): trans-Golgi network transport vesicle; synaptic vesicle; plasma membrane
Molecular function (GO): GTP binding; GTPase activity
Source: RefSeq, a predicted model, not a curated record